AUGAGUCGGACGCCUGUCGUAUACAUUAUAAAGAGGCAGUGGCAGUACGAGGAACGUCGGCGCGCCCAGAAGCGCGAGGGUGCGCGUCGCCAUCGUGCCAGGGCCACCGACCACGAUCGGGAACUGGCCACCGGCACAGUGAGCCCGCGGCACUGCGUGCGCAACAGCCCCGACGGGUUCCGGCGGCGGGCCGGGCCUGGUGGCGCAGGCGCCGGCGCACGGCCCCGCCACGGGCCAGGACACGGGCCUCCCGGGCCGGGGGGACCUCCACACGGACCCCCACACGGGCCCCCGCACGGGCCGGCGCACAGCCCCGCGCAUGGGCCCCCUCCGCCGCCGCCCCCACACGGACCCCCUCCUCCUCCGCCGCACGGGCCCCCUCCGCCACACGGGGGGCCGGGCGGCAUGGAACCCGACGGCAGCUGGAAGGGGCCUGCGCCCCCGCCCCACCACCACCCGGCGCUCAUGGGCCACGGGCCCGGGGCCAUGCACCACGGGCCGCCCCCGCACCAUGGUCCCCCUCCGCCACAUCCGGAGGGCCCCCGCACCCCAUGGCGGGACCUCCGCCGCACACCAUGCCCGAUGGACGACCCCUCGACCCCGG
Rhipicephalus sanguineus (brown dog tick) is the source of this 604-nucleotide messenger RNA. RefSeq names its product proline-rich protein HaeIII subfamily 1-like. NCBI's taxonomy places the organism in Eukaryota, Metazoa, Arthropoda, Arachnida, Ixodida, Ixodidae. The record is from RefSeq and is a predicted model, not a curated record. The annotation marks the transcript as partial. The transcript has 2 exons.